UCGAGCAGGACCCAUCUGCGACGUCCGACCACCGCAAUGACGAGACCACGCCGGUCGUCGGGUGCGAGCGAAGAGAGCUCAGGGACCGCCCGGGAGCAGGUACGCACGCGACAGAUUUGCCAGCCGCGGUGAUAUAGGCCCGCUGACAUUGACCAAGGAGCUGGGGAGCAUGUAUGAUUACUUGGCCAAGAUCAUACUGUUGGGCCCUAGUGGAACGGGGAAGUCGUGUCUCCUGCAUCGCUUUGUCAAGAAUGAGUGGAGGGUCCUGUCGUCGCAGACCAUCGGCGUCGAGUUUGCGAGCAAAAUUAUCAGAGUGGGCACCGGAUCGCGGCGGAAACGCAUCAAGCUACAGCUCUGGGAUACCGCCGGUACCGAACGUUUCCGAUCCGUCUCUCGCUCGUACUAUCGAGGCGCUGCUGGCGCUAUUCUCGUCUACGACCUCACUUCGCAUGCCUCCUUCCGCGCCCUUCAACCAUUUAUCAACGAUGCCCGAGCGCUCGCGUCUCCGAACCUAAGCGUCAUGCUCGUUGGGAACAAGCUGGAUCUUGCGACUGACACGCUGAUCGACACAAGCCUGCCACCAGCGACCCCAAAUAGCGUCUCCUCCAUGGCUGGUGGCGCAGGAGGAAGCUCAUAUUCUACCUCAGUAUCGACAAAUGCCGAUGGAACUACGACUAGGGAUCGUGGCGCCUCGAUCGGAGCCAGUGCACAUCAAAGAGCGAGCAUCGCACCGGAAGGCCGGGAGGUGACGAGGGCGGAGACAAGUCGGUGGGCAAGCACUGCAGGCAUUUCGGUCGUCACGGAAGCCAGCGCAUUCAACGGGGAGGGCGUGGAUGAGAUCUUUGGCCGACUGGCGAGGAUGAUUCUUACCAAGAUUGAGCUUGGAGAGAUCGACCCGGACGACCCUGCGAGCGGAAUCCAAUACGGCGACAGUGGAGGUUGGAACACAGCCAGCGAUGGAGGCAGCAUCAAGAGCUCCAUGACGGGCGCCACGGUUGACGAUGGCCUCGCCGGGCUUCGGAGGAGACGAAAGGCGAAGAAUCGCCCGCAGAAUUGGGGCAUCCGGGAAUGGGAAGAGGUCUUCACCCUGAGCAACAGGAGGAGGGGUGGCAACUGUUGUUAAUGAUUUCCUUUUGGACUCUUUUCUUCCUUUCUUCUUUUCUCUUCUUCCUUUCGUUCCGUUCAUGUUUGGAGCUCAAGGGGUCUGGGACGGGUCAUUGCGGGAAACGGUGGUAUGCCUUGGCUGUACAGUGUUUGGGGAUAUUACUUGGAAGCAUUCGU
Messenger RNA from Ilyonectria robusta, 1281 nucleotides. Its product is annotated as P-loop containing nucleoside triphosphate hydrolase protein. Gene Ontology annotation, cellular component: endosome. The record is from RefSeq and is a predicted model, not a curated record. Gene Ontology annotation, biological process: regulation of endocytosis. Gene Ontology annotation, molecular function: GTP binding; GTPase activity. NCBI's taxonomy places the organism in Eukaryota, Fungi, Ascomycota, Sordariomycetes, Hypocreales, Nectriaceae. The transcript is spliced from 3 exons. Bases 170 to 1123 code for a protein of 317 amino acids.